AUAGUCGAGGGUGGAGGAAGGGAGGCUCCUAGAAUUUGCCCAACGCCCUGCAUCUCCCAUCUGAUAGUAGCAACAGUACCGACCAGCACAACAAGAGGGUGGCUGCCUUUUGCUUCUGCAUCACUGGAGCCCAAGAGAAGUGCCACAAGCGGAAAUGACAACGCGAGCGGGGGAUAUUAAUAGGGAUAUCUACGUACGAGAAGCAGGGAGGACGCUCUCCACCUCCUUAUCUCCUCAUCCCUGAGUGUCACACACGUACGCACACCAGCACCGCCGCCACCAUCGCCGCCCUCUCCCUCCCGUGAAGCACGCACAACCCCGGCAUGCAAGGUGACCAUCGUCCCAGAACUCAUCAUGGAGAUAACCCAUCACAGUCCAGUCAUUCCAGAUAACAGCCUCUUCCUGUGUGGUCACCAGACUUAGAUCCAAGUUCCAGGCCUACCACUCACGAGGAAAGGAUCAGACUCGGUUCUCCUCUCAGUCUCUACCUUUAUCGAACCAAUUCACCCUGAAGCCUGUUGAAGACAGGAUAAGAAGCUCGUCAUUGUUCCAACCAAACCAGAAACCUGAAGAUGCCAGAGCCCCGUUGAUGUGGUCCAUGCUGGUCAGCCUUCCAGGGCAGAGGGCAGAGAACAGAGCUGGGAAGGAUGUUUGAUUCGAUUGAGUGUGAGGGGAAUCACCCAAAUCAGCUUACAGUCUGAAGAUACCUUUAUUUCCUGCUUAAUGUCCUGUGUCCUUUAAAGCAAAAUGAAAAGAAAACUCAAAUCCUCGGAAGUAUUACUUCCUGUUAUUCUCUCUCCCCAAAGGCAUCAAAUUGGAAUACUUAUAGAGGAUGUUAUCAUGUCCUUCUCAGUGUCCAUUACAAUUGUGCUCGUAAUUGGAGGGUUUAUUUGGGCUCUGUGUGUCUGUUUGUCUCGAAGAAGAGCCAGUGCCCCCAUCUCGCAGUGGAGUUCAAGCCGGCGGUCUAGGUCUUACAACCAUGGCCUCAACAGAACUGGAUUUUACCGCCACAGUGGCUGCGAACGGCGAAGCAACCUCAGCCUGGCCAGCCUCACUUUCCAGCGACAAGCUUCCCUGGAGCAGGCAAAUUCCUUUCCAAGAAAAUCAAGCUUCAGGGCUUCAACUUUCCAUCCCUUCCUGCAAAGUCCACCACUUCCGGUGGAAACUGACAGUCAGCUGGUGACUCUCCCUUCCUCCAGCUCGGUUCACACCGUCAGCACUUCGCACAGUCUGAGCCGCCCGGAUUUCCACUGGUCCAACAACAGUCUUCGAGUGGGCUUUUCCACACCGCCCCCACCUGCCUAUGACUCAAUUAUAAAAGCAUUCCCAGAUUCCUGAAGAGGGUGCUUUUGUUUUUAAUUUGUUUCUUCCCUUUCUUGGCUUUUCCCGAAAGAAAAUUACAGACAGGCUAAACGGAAUUUUGAGGGCAUGGCCCAAACAGCUGAUGAGUUUCCACGUUGAAUUAUGUUCAUGCACUAUAAUUCAAGGCAGGAAAUGUAAAACACAUUUUCUUUGAAUACACUUUUUCCUUUUGUCUCACAGAAUAGUAAUGUUUUCCAAAAAGGUAUAUAUUUAUGUUUGUUGUUUUUUUUUUUUUAACUCAACCUGAAGGUUAUUAAAGACAGUGGUUCUUAUCUGAGACUCGGCUGUGAUACAGUAUAUAAAUAUUUUAGACUAAAAUUAAAACUUUAGAUAUUUGUGGUUUACAAUCCUCAUUCACUGUCCAAUGUGACUAUAAAGGGGGAAAAAAUCACUAUGUCACUUUAAAAAAAAAAUCUAUCCUAAAGAAUUUUAAUUUUACCUUCCUCGGAAUGACAUGAAUCAUUUUAUAGUCUUGGAUUUUUAAUGGAUUAUAUGAGCACAAAAGUGACAGAACAGAGAUUUUAAAGUUCCUUGAUGGCACUCAUUUAUGACAAGUGUGGGAACCAAGCAAAGGAAGAGAAACUCUGUGGGAGUUAUAGGACACUUCAAUUUUGACACUUAUUUUCCCCCCACCCCAGCCUCUUUUGGUGCCUUCCCCAAGAAUAGUUACCUACAUCAUUGAGGCAAAAUCCUUGGGUUUACUAAGAUCAUCUAACUCUCCUUCACUGUUAUAGUUAUGUUGUUAGACAAGCAAUACCAGCAAACCCAAUUCUUUGACCUAAAAAACAAACUUUAAUAACACCAAGCUUACAUUUUUCCUUGGAUAUAUUUUAUUUCUUAGAUAUAAAGUUAGCCAUUGGGGAAAGCACUUUAUCUAGGGACCAUCUCUUGUGAGUUCACAGACAAAUGGGGGUCAGUAGGGAGGAAGUCUAUCAUUGCGACAACCAUGAAGAUUGCUCCUUCCUGGAUCGACUCAUCAGAUAUCAUCCCUUGUUUGCUUUUCUACGAAUUUCAACCUCACAUUCUAUGAAGAGUCUUUGUACAAUGAUUAAACCAUGCCAUAUGGUCUUUGGUGCAAACACUUAUUUAAGGAGUCCACUUCCACAGAGGGCCACCCUCUUGAAACAAGGUACAUUCCCAAAUAUGGGCACCAGAGAGCUUCAGUGGCCAGAUGCUUACGGCUGUCCCUCUUCAUGUAAGGACACAAGUUCACUGGAGUAUUAUUCAAAAGGCCUAUAGUUCAUUUCUGAUAUAGUGACUAUUUAGCUUAUGUUGCUGUUUGUUUGUUUCUCUGAACACUGGGAUUUUUCAUGAAGAAAAAUGUACUCUUAUUUUAGCUUCUGCAGUGCAGUGCUCACAGCUAAUAGUGUCUGAGUAUGUUUCGAGAACAUCAUAAUUUUUACAUAGUAAGAGAUUCUGUACGGCAUUCUGUUUUUUAUUUUUGUUUAGCAUUUAUUUUCCAUUGUUCCUCAAGGACAGUUAUUCUUAAUGAGGUCUAUAGAUUGAUGCUGUCUAAUGUAAUAUACCAACAAGAAAGAAGAAAGAAAGAAAGAAAGAAAGAAAGAAAGAGAAAGAAAGAAAAAGAAA
Panthera uncia (snow leopard) is the source of this 2949-nucleotide messenger RNA. RefSeq names its product MYC target 1 (gene MYCT1). The record is from RefSeq and is a predicted model, not a curated record. NCBI's taxonomy places the organism in Eukaryota, Metazoa, Chordata, Mammalia, Carnivora, Felidae. Gene Ontology annotation, cellular component: nucleoplasm. The coding region runs from base 748 to 1338 and encodes 196 amino acids. The transcript is spliced from 5 exons.